Molecule: messenger RNA, 3894 nt
Organism: Kluyveromyces marxianus DMKU3-1042
Lineage: Eukaryota; Fungi; Ascomycota; Saccharomycetes; Saccharomycetales; Saccharomycetaceae
Gene: TUS1
Product: Rho family guanine nucleotide exchange factor TUS1
Exons: 1
Coding region: 1-3894 (1297 amino acids)
Molecular function (GO): guanyl-nucleotide exchange factor activity
Source: RefSeq, a predicted model, not a curated record
AUGGAUAGCAAACGGCAAUCUCCAAAGCUGCCAGCGCUUCCUCCGCUGCAGGUUCAGCCGCAAACAUUUAGAAGAAGGCGGCCACCUCCACUUCCUCCACGUGAAAUUAUUACUAGUCCAGUGACUCCAACUUCAGGAACUUCGUUUAAUAUUGUACCAAUGCGGCCUAACGACAGCCCUUUCCAGCCAUCCUCCAACAGUGCAUAUUCUUCUCCGUUUGUAUCAGAAAAGAAUAACACAAUGGGAGAACGAAAACCAUCAGCUCCUAAAGUUUACAAAUCUCCGUUCGUUGGCGAUCCUUCGGUAUUCAGAUCACCAACAAGUCCAGUUUCAUCUCAAAGUAAUCAACGGCUGUCAUCGUCAUCUACUUCAAGUAUCUUCACCAAUAACAUUCAAUUGCCAAACAUAGAGUAUGAAGGCUUCAUUACACAAGAUUCUAAAGAUGUUACACUGAAGGCAUUACCUGCUUUACCACCAAGAAACUUUUCCGGACCGAUCAACGCUGCUACAAAGACUAGUGCUGUUUCGACGACACCAACAUCACAUACUCAUGUUGACACUGCUGCUCAACUGCCAGCACUGGAGACAAUAUCGCCAAUCUCAACCGGAAAUUUCAAUUUCAAUUGGUCAACCUCGGAUAAAAGUAGCUUGCAAAAUACGACUCUAUAUUACCAACAACCACCCAGGUUAGGAGGAGAGCUAACACACGAGAGAGGGCUCUCCGAUAGUCUUAACAGCUACUACUCUAACUCAAGUUAUGCUUUCAACAAGAAUGCAGAGGAAUUUGCUCGACAUGAAUCAUUUGGGUCCAUUACUGGUAGUAAACCUUUGAAUAACGUAGCGAGCAUUACAGUGCCAACCCAGCCAUUCCCAAUCAAAUUACUCGAUGAACGCAAGCUUUAUCAAUGUUACAACAUCAGUCAACUGUCACAUAUAUAUCAAUGGCUUUUGAAGGUCUAUUUUGAGUGGUUUAAUGAGUAUGUUUUCUUCAAAUUGGAAUUUUUCCAGAUUGUUCAACUACUCUUGGAGUUCCAACUACCAAGUUCAUGUGAACAAGAUAUUAUAGAUUCCAAUGUGGACAAGAUUAUCGAGUCGCUAGUUCAUCAAGGUGCAGUGCGCUUUGAAGAGGAUCCAGAGACUUCUAAACAAAUAACUAUUAUAAUCGCAGGUUUAGACACACAAGGUGUAUUUACGGAUUUAUUACCUUGCUAUUCCUACUCUCACAUACACGAUGAUCCAACGACAGACCUUAAGUGUUACUCUCAUACUUGCUGGAGCACAAAAACUUCGGAAUCAUAUAGAUCUGAAAUCAAAAUCUCAGAAUUCAUCAACAAGUCCGUUGGAUUAUGGACCGAUUAUUGGAAACUAACAGCAGAUGAAAUAGCAGAGAUCAAUCCUAGAGAAGUCAAGCGCCAGAGUUUUAUCUUUGAUCUUAUAGUGUUGGAAGAAAGAUCUCUUAAUUUGGCAAAUGCAGCUGUUGAAAUUUACGGUGCUUCAUUCGAUCCGGCGCUUCUUCCAUACGAACCGAACUUCAAGGCAAUGGCUUAUGAUAUAUUUGUUCCAUUGAUCGAACUUCAUAAAGACUUCCUUUUAAGUCCAAUUCUUUGGAAACUAAAAAUCAAAGGAAAGUUCAUUGAUGGUGUCGGUAAAAUAUACUUGAAAUGGGCAAAUGAAGCAAAAACAGUUUAUGUGAAAUAUGCUCAAAAUAUGGCAGCUGUUCAUGAGAUUAUUAAUUGGGAAAAGGAAAAUAAUACUAGAUUUGCUGCAUGGUUAAAGGAGAUCGAUGAAUCUUCUGCAAUAACCCGUUCUAAACUUUAUCACGAUGUGAUUUUUUUCGGAGGAUUCUUCAAGUCUUUACAAAAUAUGCCGGUAACCUUGAGAUCAAUAUUAAAAUGCACAGAUCCAUCUAUGGAUGAUUAUGAAUACUUGAAAUUAGCAAUCCAAGAAAUUGAGGAGCUCUCAAGAUUAGUUGAUAAGACCCAUGGAGACGCCAUCGACAGAAGAAAAAUCAUAAGAUUAGCUCGUCAAUUAAUUAUUACGUUUAAGACAGGAAAUACAGUGAAUUACCUAAACAUUCAGUCUAACAAUGCUAAUUUGUCAUCUAAUUCAACCAAUACUGAGCAUCUCGAUUUGAAAUUAGGAGACCCUGAUAGAAAGAUCAUUAAAGAGGGAAUGCUUCAUAAAAAAAGGGAACUUUGGCUUGAAAGUGCACCGGUCUAUAUCAUAUUAUUAGAUAACUAUUUCCUGAUAACAGAGGAGGUAUUGAAGGGAACAGAAAAGAAAUAUAAAUUGCUGGAUAGACCUAUUCCCAUUGAUUAUUUGAGUUUAGAAACGAAAGAAGAAAUUAACUACAAAAGAAAAUCAACAUCCGAAGGUGAUGAUGAGAGCUCAAGUUUACAGACACCUUCUACCCCUAAGAAGCCUCCACUUUUACAAGCAGGAACUACUAUGAGUUCAAUACCAAAAACAAUUUAUCAAACUGCUACCAAUGCAAACCAUAAUGGCGAAGAUGACGAAGACUAUUCAUAUUCAUUCAAAAUUAGGAAUACAGCGUCCAAUGAAUCUCAUACAUUCUACACUUCGUCAAUCGAGGAUCGUGAAUUAUGGAUUGCAGCAUUGAUUGACUCGUUCCAGAAAUAUAUGGGUAACAGCGGCAAAGAAGCAUUCCAGCUACAAUGUCUAUGCGAUAUGUUUUCAUACGAUGAUAUUCAAGCUCCAACCAAUUUACCAUUGGAACCAGAAGGUUCAGCUGUUGGAAGAGCAAUUAAAGAAUUUUACGGAUCUGAACCUAUUAGCUCUUAUGGUGUAAAGGGCGAUGUUUUGUCUUCAUUGUCAUUUACAUACGAGAACGAAAACUUCGUUUUAUGUGGUGUAAACACUGGGGUAUAUAUUGCCUCCUACAGGUGUCUAAAGCAAUGGAAGCGCAUUUUAAACCUCCCAAAAACUACUAGAAUGGAGAUCAAUUCGAAACUAGGACUUCUGUUUGUUCUAGCAGACCGAAAACUCUGUUAUUUCAAUAUCCCCAGUAUAAUAUCUGCCUUUUAUGAUUCAGAGCAGUACUUACCCGAGAAUAAACUAGUAGGAAUCAUGAUUCAAGAAAAGAUAUCUUUCUUUAAAGUUGCCGAGGAUUUCAGUAAUUCUCGCCAUCUCUUUUACGAGAGAAAGGGCGAAAUAGUUAUAAUGACACCGGAGUUUGAUCCCUUGACAAAAGUCUUUAGGUUUUUCAAGCACUAUAAGAGCUAUAAAAUUCCAGCGUCAAGUAACGGAUUGGUGAAUACCUCAAUAUCAGAUAUUACCAUUUUCAAAAAUAGCUUCAUAGUAUGCUCCUCGAAAGGAGCAAUCUUAUAUUCAGAGUCUUUCAAUGAAGAAGGAGCUUUCCUACCGAUCACUCUUCCAGAAUCGUCCAAAACAAAGUUCAAUGGAUUACCCUUUAAAAAACAAAUUGACUAUAAGUCGAAAAGCAACUCUUCAUCUAUGAAGAUGGCAGAGUAUGUUAGAUCGGACAUUCUAACUAAAAAAACCAAGCCUAUUGGCUGUUUCCAGAUCGAUCCUAAUAUUUUUAUACUAUGCUACGACGAAGCAAUUAUAAGGAUCAACAAGUUUGGUGAAAUUCCGGAUUGGAAGAAUGAUAUUCUUGUACUAGAUUUCUACUGCAUUAAUGUUUCACUAUGCCAAGGCUACCUUGUACUUACUGGUGACAACCUUGUUCAAGUCUAUGAUCUACAUAUUUUAGAUGGUGCAGACUGGGCGAUAAGUUCCAUCAAGCCAGUGCAGAUCAUUAAGGGUAAGAAGAUAAAAAUGACUUCAUCAGUGGAAGACUACACCAGCAUAGUUUUGACCCAUCCAAACAUACCAGGCAGACAACUAUUAAUGGAAUUUAACUUAACAAGUUAG